UUCUGUGAGGAUUGUGGUUUUGAAGUUGAAGAGUUCACGAAAAUUUACUCGUUCAGAUGUUGCAUGCCUCUGUAGCUGAAAAGUGAAAAGAUAGAACAAAAAUGGCUACUUCCCCACGUGGUCUUGAAGGUAGACACCGUUUUCCAGCAUCCAUUGUAGAUUUAUACAAACGAAGAUUAACAAAAGACAAUGCUAAAAAUGUCGAGAAAGAGAAGCCUAUCCAGUUAUCCAUCAGAGACAGAAACUCAAGAUGCAACUUUUCUUUCUUGAAAACUUCUCUCCUAUUCAUAACCAUCUGCAUUACUUGUGUAAUGCUUCUUUAUUCCACAAAACUUUACAACGGAAACCAUUUAUGGGGUGGAUCAGAUCCUCGAUAUACAUCGGAUGUAGACAUUAACUGGGAUGAUAUGUUACAAAUUACAGAGAAACUGACAGGGAAAAAAGAAUUUCAAGGAGUUGGGCUUCUAAACUUCAAUAAGACUGAAUUAGAGCAUUGGAAACAGCUUAUUCCUAAUGUUACACAUGUUGUCCUGAACUUAGAGUAUGCUGCAGAAAACGUGACAUGGGAAUCCCUAUACCCAGAAUGGAUUGAUGAAGAAGAAGGGACCCAAGUUCCGAUUUGUCCUUCCCUUCCAAGUCUUAGAUCUCCUGGAAUAAGGCUCAAUCUCAUAGCUCUGAAGCUUCCUUGUGUCAAUGGAGGGAAUUGGUCUAGAGAUGUUGCUCGCUUGCACUUGCAACUAGCAGCAGCUAGGCUUGCAACCUCUUUCAAAAGCAAUUAUCCCGUUUAUGUGCUUUUUGUUUCCAAAUUCUUCCCAAUACCAAAUUUGUUUACCUGCAAAGAACUUGCCAGACAUGAAGGGAAUCUAUGGUUGUACAGACCAAACCUGACUGUUUUGAGACAAAGACUCCUCCUCCCAGUAGGAUCAUGUGAACUUUCACUUCCUUUGAGGGACAAAGAGGUGAUUUACGCGGGAAAUGCUCGAACAGAAGCGUAUGUAACUAUUCUCCAUUCAGCUCACGUUUAUGUGUGUGGAGCUAUUGCUGCUGCACAAAGCAUUCGCAUGUCUGGAUCAACUCGGGACCUGGUUAUACUUGUUGAUGAGACAUUGGGUGAGUACCACAGAAGUGGUUUAGAAGCAGCAGGGUGGAAGAUUAGGAGAAUACAAAGGAUCAGAAACCCAAAGGCUGAAAAAGAUGCUUACAACGAAUGGAACUACAGCAAGUUUCGUUUGUGGCAGCUUACAGAUUACGACAAGAUAAUAUUCAUCGAUGCAGAUUUGGUCAUUCUAAGAAACAUAGAUUUCCUAUUUGGAAUGCCAGAAAUCACUGCAACAGGAAAUGAUGGCACAGUUUUUAACUCGGGUGUGAUGGUGGUUGAGCCAUCAAAUUGCACAUUCAAGCUUCUGAUGGAUCAUAUUGAUGAGUUUGAGUCCUACAACGGAGGGGACCAGGGAUACUUAAAUGAAAUAUUUACAUGGUGGCACAGGAUACCGAAGCACAUGAACUUUUUGAAGCAUUUUUGGGUUGGAGAUGAGGAAGAGAAGAAGCAAAUGAAGACUUUGUUGUUUGGUGCUGAGCCUCCAGUUUUAUAUGUGCUUCACUAUCUAGGAAUGAAGCCGUGGUUGUGCUUUCGGGACUACGAUUGUAACUGGAAUGCUGAUAUCUUUCACGAGUUUGCGAGUGAUGUUGCUCAUGAAAGGUGGUGGAAGGUGCAUGAUGAAAUGCCUAAGCUUUUGCAGCAGUUUUGCAUGUUGAAGUCAAAGCAGAAGGCCCAGUUGGAAUGGGAUCGUAGGCAAGCUCAAAUUGCAAACUUCUCAGAUGGGCAUUGGCGAAUCAGGGUUAAAGAUAAGAGGUUGAAGAAAUGCAUAGAUAAGUUGUGUUCAUGGAAAAACAUGUUGAAGCAUUGGGGUGAAACCAAUUGGACCGGUGAUGAUUCUUGUUAUACUCCAACGCCACCUGCCAUUGCCACAACAUCACUUUCUGAUCUGUGACAUGAAUUUAACUUUCUUGCGAGUGUGAAUAAAUUUCUUGGUGCAGAAAAAUGGCAUCAAGGGAGAAAAUUUCCUGCUUAGAUUUGAAUCAACAUGGUCUAUUCUACUCUAUUUUUGGUGUGUGCUGAGUCUGCUCGUCAGUGUGAUCAGGUAUUAUAACAGAGUAUUAAGACAUUCACACUUGUAUUCUUUUAUACUCCCACUCCACAGUCAAAUAAAUUCUUA
Messenger RNA from Vigna unguiculata (cowpea), 2216 nucleotides. It is a transcript of the gene PGSIP1, whose product is annotated as plant glycogenin-like starch initiation protein 1. Gene Ontology annotation, molecular function: glycosyltransferase activity. The record is from RefSeq and is a predicted model, not a curated record. Lineage: Eukaryota; Viridiplantae; Streptophyta; Magnoliopsida; Fabales; Fabaceae.